AUGUAUAUCGUAGAUACGACCGUAAGAGCGGCGCAACUGCAGCGGGCCAAGGCCGGGCGACGCGGUCAAUAUUACGUACACUACAGUCUACAGUACACAGUACACGGCACAGUGUAUACCCCCUCGCCGCCCGCCCCGCGCCGCCCCGCGCCGCCCGCCCACAGUUGCCAGGUGUCCCGCUUUCAGCGUUACAACCCGAUGACAUGCUUUUGUUCUUACGAGACU
This is a messenger RNA of Brenthis ino (lesser marbled fritillary), 225 nucleotides long. NCBI's taxonomy places the organism in Eukaryota, Metazoa, Arthropoda, Insecta, Lepidoptera, Nymphalidae. The record is from the annotation of a GenBank genome assembly.